This is a messenger RNA of Cheilinus undulatus (humphead wrasse), 366 nucleotides long. RefSeq names its product small nuclear ribonucleoprotein Sm D1-like. NCBI's taxonomy places the organism in Eukaryota, Metazoa, Chordata, Actinopteri, Labriformes, Labridae. The transcript is spliced from 2 exons. The coding region runs from base 1 to 366 and encodes 121 amino acids. Gene Ontology annotation, cellular component: spliceosomal tri-snRNP complex; commitment complex; pICln-Sm protein complex. Gene Ontology annotation, biological process: spliceosomal snRNP assembly; RNA processing. The record is from RefSeq and is a predicted model, not a curated record. Gene Ontology annotation, molecular function: RNA binding.
AUGACACUAGUCCGGUUUUUGAUGAAGCUCAGCCAUGAGACAUUCACCAUUGAACUUAAGAAUGGCACCCAGGUCCAGGGCACUAUCACAGGAGUUGAUGUGAGCAUGAACACCCACCUUAAAGCUGUGAAAAUGACCCUAAAAAACAGGGAGCCCACUCAGCUGGAAUCGCUGAGUAUCCGUGGCAACAACAUCCUCUACUUCAUUCUUCCUGACAGCCUCCCUCUGGUCAUUUUGCUGGUUGGCAUCGAGCCAAAAGUCACGUCCAAGAAGAGGGAAGCAGUGGCUGGACGGGAACGUGGCAAAGGACUAGGUCGAGGCCGGGGGGCCCCAGGAGAUGAUCACCAGCAGAAGAGACUGCGCUAA